Physella acuta is the source of this 7342-nucleotide messenger RNA. RefSeq names its product rab GTPase-activating protein 1. The record is from RefSeq and is a predicted model, not a curated record. Gene Ontology annotation, molecular function: GTPase activator activity; small GTPase binding. Lineage: Eukaryota; Metazoa; Mollusca; Gastropoda; Physidae. Gene Ontology annotation, biological process: regulation of GTPase activity.
UGACGUCACAAUCGUAGACGCCACCUACUUCCAUGUGAAAUGAAUGUUUUGGUCAGAGAUACCGUUUCAUGAUUAUCAUUCAUUAUGAUUAGAAAAUAUUUUUGGCACAAGUCGAAUCAGUGAUGUGAUUGCACAAGAGUAGAUAAUAAUGCCAAAUGAUUAAUGUUAAACAAUCGUAUGAAUUUGAUUUGUGAUGUCUGCCUCAUAAGAAUUGGUGACCACCAAGAAUGCCAAGGUCACCAUGGAUGAUGCUGUAAGCCGUGAUUCUGUGACCUCUUCUACCAGUGAAGAGUUUGUUGUGGUCAACGGGGAACCCAAACUGAAAGUUGCGGCAGAUGUGAGCGACAUCAGCGAAGAGAUAGCCAGUGCCACAGCUACUGAAAGUAAAAUGUAUGAUAGCUCGGACAAUAUUGACGAGCAGUGUGAUCAUGUGAUUCCCAGCAGCCAGUCGGUCAAUGUUUUGAAUUCAGAAUCCAUCCUGGAGAAUUAUCCUGACACCCCUAAUGAGGAGGAUAAAUCCGGUUCUGGCGCAGACCGGGCACGAUCUACCUCCUUACCCACCAUACCUAUUGGUGACUGCACCAUCUUCAAUGGGGUCACCUACCUGGGGUGUGCAAUGGUUAACGCCCCUCGGAGUGAGGGUGAAAUAUAUCGCAACAUGGCUGUCCUGAACCAGCACAGCCAGAUGUCCAUUCCUGUGGCGCUGUCAGUCCCCGCGACGUCAGAAGGCAUAGUCAGAAGUGGAGAGCUCGUGCGACUAUUAGAGCCAGCCACUAACUCUGAAAUAGCAAAUUUCCGCAUCCACCGCAUACUGUUUUGUGCCAGAGGACCAACAGAGACCCCUGAGCGCCAGUGCUUUGCUUUCACAUGUAGUCAUGGAGACAGUGCUGAAAAUGCCAUCUUCCAGUGUCAUGUUUUUCGCUGUGAUAUUCCUGAAGCUGUUCCCAAGAUUCUUUACUGCUUUGCUAACACAUUCAGACGUAUACCAAGGAGCCAGAAAUCUUCAGAGACAAGUUUUUCUAGCGCAGAGCUAACCUUCAGUUUUACAGUUAGUCUGGACUUCCGCGAGGAUGAUGGCAAGGGCGGCUACUCUGCUUGCCCUAAAGACAAAGAUGUGUUUAAGUUUAGGGUCAACACUGCCAAACGUCUUCUGAUAUCAGUACAGCAGUCUGGGCCACAUGAGCUCAGGAUUGAAAGAUGUUUUGGUCUGCUUAUCUCCCCUGGCAGAAAUGUCCAGCACAGUGAUAUGCAGUUGAUUGAGUUGGAAUCUAUGGGAUAUGUCUCAGAAACCAAGGUGUACAAUGUAGCUGGUCACUGGGACCCUUCAGAAAAGUGUUUCACCAUCCUCAACACAGAGACUGAAAAAGAUACCCGCGUGUUUCUCACUGUGGCCGUUGACCUGGUGUUGUUUGGCAUCCAGGAGCCUGUCAGGUUUAUCUUAGAGACCAAGGCCAAGAUCUUCCCCGUGUCUGAGAGGUUUUGGUACCUGAGUCGCAAGGGUUACAUGGAGCAGUUCAGUGUCAGGCUCAAACAGGUAGAGAGCAGUGGAGAGAACAAGUGCUACGAAGUGGUUAAAGUGGAGAGCCAGACAGAGGUUGACAGGCGGAACCAUAACCUGACCUUGAACUUGAGUGGAACCACUAGAGCUCCCACAGAGUCCAUCAAAACACCUCAGGAGGAGGAGGAUUCUGAUAUAGAUGAGCCCCUGCUCAGUGGGUCUGGGAUUGUGAGCAAAGAGGUGACAGAUGAGAACCUUCUGGAAGCUUGGGCAGAAGUCUUGUCCCGCUGGCGUAAAAACCUGUCCUCCAGGCCGCGGCAGGUGACGCAGCUGGUCAGGAAAUCCAUCCCAGAAGCCCUGCGUGGCGAGGUCUGGCUUCUGCUCUCUGGUUGCCAUGAGACACAGAACUUGCUGGAGUCCUACCGUGUGCUCAUUACAAAGGAUUCCCCCUCUGAUGCUGUCAUACAGAGAGACAUCAAUAGGACGUUUCCUGCACAUGACUUCUUUAAGGAUGCUGGUGGACAGGGACAAGAUUCACUCUACAGGAUCAGUAAGGCCUACUCAGUGUAUGAUGAAGAGAUUGGCUAUGUUCAAGGUCUUUCCUUCUUGGCUGCUGCUCUGUUGCUACAUAUGCCUGAGGAGCAAGCCUUCUGUGUGCUGGUGAAGAUCAUGUAUGAGUACCAGCUGAGGGACCUGUUCAAGCAAGGUUUCCAGGUGCUACACCUCAAGUUUUAUCAGCUGGAGAGGCUUAUGCAGGACCAGCUGCCUGACCUGUAUGAUCACUUUGCUGAGAUGGGCCUGGAGAUUCACAUGUUUGCCUCCCAGUGGUUCCUCACCCUCUUCACGGCCAAGUUCCCCCUGCAUGUUGUCUUUGGUAUUCUCGACUUGUUCCUCAGUGAGGGGCAUCUCAUCAUUUUCUGUGUAGCUCUUGCAUUAUUAAAGUCAUCACGUAAAGAUUUGCUGGCCCACGACUUUGAAGGUGUGUUAAAAUAUUUUAGAGUUCACUUGCCUAAAAGGUACAGAGGGGAGGAGUCAUCCAAGGAGUUGAUGAAAUUGGCCGUCAACAUGAAGGUUAGCAACCGCAAGUUGAAGAAGUACGAGAAGGAAUAUCAAGCUAUUCAAGAACAAAGCAUGCAACAGGAGGACCCGGUGGAGAGGUGUGAGAGAGAAAACAAAAGGUUGAUAGAGGCCAACAUGAGACUAGAGCAAGAAAAUGACGACCUGGCACACGAACUUGUGGAGAGCAAGCUGACCCUGAAGAGUAGAAUUGAUACUCUGGAAGACAAAUGUGCUGAGCUAGAGAGAGAAUUUAACCACACGUCAAAUCUACUUAAAGAAACAGAGGAUGAGAAGAAAAGGCUUGAUGCCGAAUCCAAGUCUCUGAAGGAAAUGUGUCGCAGGGAAUUGGAGCGAGCAGAAACCGAGUCAAAGAGGAACACUGCAAUAAUUACUGAUUACAAACAGAUUUGUACCCAGUUAAGUGAACGCUUGGAGAAACAACAGAACUCUUUUAAAGAAGAAUUAGCCAAUAUUAAGACGCAGGUGAAGUCAUGUGAAAAAUGUUCCUCUCUGUUUGUGGGUGAAAACUUGCGGCUGACGGACAACUCACGGGAAACACCAGAGGACCCAGACAUUACAGAGCUGCAGAAACAGGUGAGAGAGCUAGAGCUGGAACUGGCCCAGACGAAGCUGGCACUGGUGGAGUCUGAGUGCAAGACCCAGGACUUGACCCACCAGCUGAACGCGGCCGUCACGGAGAUCUCGGCCAACAAGAACACCUGGUUCCACAAGACCCUCAGCUCCAUCAGGGACGUGACCACCACCAAGAAGGAACCCAAAGACUGACCUGCGUCCACUGCUGUCGUGGGACUUAAAAUAGGCUGAGUUAGUUUAAAUCUAUCAGUUAAGACAAUGACCCAGAGAUUAUUAUGUUUCUAACACUUAUAAUAUUUAUUACGUGAGGAGUAGAGAGUGUAAUAUGUUGUAUGGCUUCCUAGAUUAGACUGACAGAAGCAAGUGUUGAGCUCUUGUUGCUACCAGCGUAUACAUACAAUUAGUUCUGCUUUUUCAGACGUUCAGAAAAAUGUCUUAAGGUUUUGCCACUGUAACAUUUUUUGGGGUCUAGAAUGUUGUCAGUUUAGCCUGUUAAAUUUUUUUUUUCCCUUUGUUGUUCACACAAAGGGGGGUAACAAUUCAGUAACAAACUUCUAUCGCGUUCAGUUCAUGCAUGAAGUAUGUGACUCGGCUGAAAUUAGUUAUUGUAAUGGUCAUCAAGUUGUGCUGUUGUUGUUUGAUCAACACUUAAUCAUUCUACUUCAAAUGAUGCUGAAAUUCCUAGCAAUUGUGGCAUUUUAGUUUGAACAACUAGGUUAUACAUAUAAUUUUUAAAGUGGUUUUUACCACAUUCUACUUUUUGUACCAGCUGUAAUCAGUUUGUACCAGUCACAAUCAGUUUGUACCAGUCACAUUCAGUUUGUACCAGUCACAUUCAGUUUGUACCAGUCACAUUCAGUUUGUACCAGUCACAUUCAGUUUGUACCAGCUGUAAUCAGUUUGUACCAGUCACAUUCAGUUUGUACCAGUCACAUUCAGUUUGUACCAGUCACAUUCAGUUUGUACCAGUCACAUUCAGUUUGUACCAGUAACAUUCAGUUUUUACCAGUCACAUUCAGUUUGUACCAGUCACAUUCAGUUUGUACCAGCCGAAAUCAGUUAGUACCAGUCACAUUCAGUUUGUACCAGCUGUAAUCAGUUUGUACCAGUCACAUUCAGUUUGUACCAGCUGUAAUCAGUUUGUACCAGUCACAUUCAGUUUGUACCAGCUGUAAUCAGUUUGUACCAGCCACAUUCAGUUUGUACCAGCUGUAAUCAGUUUGUACCAGCCACAUUCAGUUUGUACCAGUCACAUUCAGUUUGUACCAGUCACAUUCAGUUUGUACCAGUCACAUUCAGUUUGUACCAGCCGAAAUCAGUUAGUACCAGUCACAUUCAGUUUGUACCAGCUGUAAUCAGUUUGUACCAGUCACAUUCAGUUUGUACCAGUCACAUUGAGUAAAUUUUGUUCAGUUUGUGCUGAUCUCACAGUUUAAAUCGAGCUGUUUCCAUCAUGAUCCAUCAUUCACUGCCUGACUUGAUACAACACUUCCUUAUGGUUUUGUUCAGUCUUUCUUCAGCUCUGCCUCUCUCCAGUCCAUACGUUCUUCUUAAAGUUCAAAGAUGACCCACUUGAAAGUGAUCCCGAUAACAUUGACACUCCCUUCACCCCCACCCAAUAAAAGUGGUUUUUUUUUUAUGAUUGUCCACAAACUACAAUGUCUCUCCAGAACAUUCCUUUGUUUUAUUUCUUGCACCAGAGUCAAAUUGUCCAACUUGGUUCAUAAUAUAUUGUGCUAAUGUACAUACUGAACAUUUGUUGUGUUAGCAGUGUGGCUAUUUGUACAUUAAAUUUUAAUGUAAUUAAAGAUGUGUGAUAUUGUUUCAUGCUAUUGUGCAUAGUUUUUCUUUUAUUUGUUGUUUGAUCCAUGCUUUUAUUUUGUCUUGAAAUCAAAAUAUGAAAUUUUUUUUUAAAAACAGUAUUUUUUGAAGAAGUGUAUAAAAAGUUUUCUUAAUUCAUGAACCACUUAGUGUUAGCUUUGAAAAUUGUCACGUGACUUAUUGUGAGUUUCUCAUUGGUCCAAAUUUUGUCCUUCACUAACAACUUGCGCAGCACUUGUGUAUACUGAGGGGAUCAUGUUUUAAAUGAAGCUGUGUCGGACUUUGCAUGAAUGAAUGCUGUACACAAACAUCAAAACACUCACUACAGUCAUUUUUGUAGAGGAAACUUAAAAAUACACUGAAUAACAAAAGUAUCAUUUCUUUUACGUUAUUCAUGUGAACUAUUUUUUAACGUAGGAGCUUUCAAAUAAUAACAAAUAUGCCAUAAUAAAAAAAAUGUAAACAUUUCAACUACUAACUCAAAACCAGCUAAGAAUUGCUUGUGUGACUGAUAUGAGAGUUCAAAUAGCUCUGUCCUGUUUCUUAUCACAGCUCUUUCCCCUUACUAUUAUGUUCAGAGUUCCUUAUAUGCCCCCCCCCCCCUCCCCCACUGACACAUACUGUGUUGAUGCAAGUUGCCUGCCUGAUUCAGUUACACAACUAGAUAACUCAAAAUUGUAUUAGGUCUUUUAAUUCUUCUGACAAGCCUAUUUGAGAUUCUGCCAACUUUUUUAUACUUUUAUGUAAAUGAAAUAUUUUGUUUCACGUCAUUCCUUUAAAGUUUUGUAUCAAUCUGCAUAGAUCAUAUAACACCCCAACUGUGCUUAGAGCGUUGGAUUCAUCAUCUUAGUCACAACACUGGUUUUAAUCUGAGGUGUUUCAUUCCACCAAUUGUCCUCAUCAUUCGUUGGUCCUGUGUACUCAUCAUUCAUUGGUCCAAUUAUUACUUUCAUGUCAGCUGGAAAAACUAGUCAGUUAUCAUUUUUAUGAUUGGAUAAAAAGAAUAAAUAUGACUUUUUUUUGUAGACAAUGGUAGAUGUUUCCUUUUAUUUAGUUAUUUCAGUUUGAUUUGGGUAUUAUUUUUAUAAUGUCGAUUUGAAAUUUGUUGAAUUUGAUAUAAACAGAAAAUCUAGCAAUCAACUUUUGUUAAACAUUGAAAAUCCAAAUUCGUAUUAUGCUGAUGAUUUGUUUUUUAAACAUGAGUUUCUUUUUUUUGUUCAUUACCCACUAUUGCUGUUAAAUGCAUUAUUUUAAAACUUCAGUUAAUUUUUAAGAAAUAUUUUUUCAUUGCCCAUUCUUACUUUUAAAUUAAAAAUUUUUUUUGUGUACUUUCAUUCCCCCUUAUACUUUUAAUUAAUAACAACUGUACUUAAUGUGAACAUUAUUCUUAUAAAAUCUGCCAGGAAGGAUCACUUCUAUGUUUACCUGGACACAUUCAUAUAAAUGGACUGUAAGGAAACAGUUACCAUGGAAUAUUUUUUAACACUAAACAAAGGGUUAAUGUUAGUUCUGUUUGUACGCUGCAUUAUAACUUUUUACAUGUUGGGUUUUAUGUUUAUAUACACAUACAUGUAACCUAGAAGUAAAAUAGUGGUGGUCAUUUUUUAUUAAUAGCAGCAAAUGUUCUGUAUAUAAUAAUUUGCUUGUAAUAAUACAGGUAAAAAUCUAGUUAAACAACAUCACCACAAAAAUUUUAGAUAAGGAAGCAGAAGUAAAACAGAAAUUAUUGUCCCAAGAGUUAUUACCCUUCCAGCAAUGUUGCCUGUACUAUGAUCAAGCUUUGCGAUUCAUCUUAUUUAGAACCCAUUUAAGAGAAUUUAGAAUGUUAUCUUCUUUUUGACUGACAUGUUUUUCUCUUUUUUAAAAUUUCAAAUUGUUUAUGUUGGACCAAAUGUUUUGGAUGCAUAAUCUAACUAUAUCAAACAUGAUCAAGAACUAGACUUUGAGGCUAUCCAGUUUUAGAAAAUGUUUAUUAAACUUUCCCAUCAUAGAGAACUAAAAAAAAAAAAAAUAUUUUUUAAUAACUUUUGAAUAUUUAUUUUGCUAAUACAUUCAGCAUUGUUAUAUUGUUUUAUAGACAGGUAUUGUUUUUAAAAUGCUUACACUUUGAUUUUUUUUUAUUCACUGACACAACUUUUUUGUUAUUGCCACAUUUUUUGUUUACAUUGAGACAUGCUCACCCAAUGGGUCCAAGGGAAUCAUUCAUCCUUUGCCAACAAGUCGAAGGAUUUGACAUUAGGGACAACUGCCACAUAAUCCAUUCUUACACACAUAUAAUUGGAAUUCCAAUACUUAACUUUUUUUUCAUUUCAUUUACUCUGUGCAAUAUUGUUUGGUUAUUGAUAUAUAAAUAUAUAUAUAUAUAUAUAU